Xenopus laevis (African clawed frog) is the source of this 1152-nucleotide messenger RNA. Its product is annotated as trypsin-3. NCBI's taxonomy places the organism in Eukaryota, Metazoa, Chordata, Amphibia, Anura, Pipidae. The coding region runs from base 1 to 786 and encodes 261 amino acids. The record is from RefSeq and is a predicted model, not a curated record. The transcript is spliced from 5 exons.
AUGGAAAGGAACCAGCUGUUCAAAUUCCCAGCUCUGUGCAAAUCCUAUGGCUUUAUUAGGUAUUAUUUCUUACCAGCUGCUGCUCCCCUCGAUGAAUCCCGGAUUGUCGGUGGAUACGAGUGCGCCCCUCAUUCCCAGCCUUGGCAAGUGCACUUAACCUACAAAGGGAACUUCUUUUGUGGGGGGUCAUUGAUUGCACCAAGGUGGAUUGUUUCCGCUGCUCACUGCUACAUGCUACCAAGGUACGUGGUGGCUAAUAUUGGCAUGCACAACGUUUCCAUGACAGAAGGAACCGUACAAAGAAUCCAGGUGGAGAAAGCAUUUCAGCACUAUAAAUACAAUAGCAAUAAUAUUGACAAUGACUUUAUGUUGAUUAAAUUAGUGGAACCAGCUCAGUUCAAUCAAUAUGUUCAACCCAUCCCACUGGCACAUAGCUGCCCAAGAAACGGGACUCAGUGCGUUGUGUCUGGUUAUGGAAAUAUGCGUCCAGGUUUGUUUGGAGAGUUCCCUGAUAGAUUGCAAUGUCUGAAUGUACCUGUCCUGCCUGAACAAAGCUGCAAAGCUUCCUAUGGUGAUGGCAUUACAAACAGCAUGUUCUGUGCUGGUUUCCAGGAAGGUGGCAAAGAUUCCUGCCAGGGUGACUCUGGUGGGCCACUGGUUUGUGAUGGAGAACUCUCCGGAGUGGUUUCAUGGGGAAAAGGCUGUGCCGACAAAGGAUUUCCAGGAGUGUACACUAAAGUCUGUAAUUAUAUAGACUGGGUAAAUGACAUUACGGAGGAAAAUUAAGAAGCUCAGCUCAUCACAUUCUCAGUUCAGAACACAUACCUCCCAACCUUCUGAAAAUCAAUUGCCAAACAAAUGAUGUUAUAUCCCUACUAAUCACUGUUACCUAAGCCCCAUUUUUCCAAUUGGGGUCUGUGAUUCAUGACUGUCCCAUCUGAAUCAAGACCAUUGGUGGGGUAUGAGGAUGCCAUAAGUAUUUCUCAGUAUGUUGUUUUGCUUUCUAUGUAAGGGCCUGUCUCUUCAGCUGCUGUAGACGAGCCCCCAGCAUCCAGUCUACAAUCGUCUAAAUAUAUUUGGAUAUAUUAUGCACAAUACACUGUUGUUGUACCAUUUUAAACAAUAAUGAAUAAAAAACAACCGGAGGCAUAA